Peniophora sp. CBMAI 1063 is the source of this 1158-nucleotide messenger RNA. NCBI's taxonomy places the organism in Eukaryota, Fungi, Basidiomycota, Agaricomycetes, Russulales, Peniophoraceae. The record is from the annotation of a GenBank genome assembly.
AUGGCUUCCAACUCGCUGGGGCUCGAUUUGGAUGAUCAGAAGAUGGCUGAGUCGGCGGUGGCUGAGGCGCCUGCCGCCGAAUCUGCUGUUGACACUGAGGCUGCCGCUGAGGGCGCUGAGGAUGUGACGACGCCUGCGACGCCGCAGACGGAGGCGAAGAAGAAAGAGGCGCCGUAUGUGAAUCCUGAGCGUGUAAAGACCGGUGGCGCUGCACGGGAUAAGCCUACGGACGAUGAGCUACAGGCGCGUAUGGCGCGUAUACGCGAGCAGAACGAGAAGAUCAAGCAACGGCGCGCGGACGUCGCGGCAGACGAAGAAGCCUUCCGCAAAACGCAAGAGGUCGACCGCGCCAAGCAGGCGCGCAGCCGCAAGAUCCAGACGGAGGUCGACCGCGCGCGCGAGGAGAACGCGCGGCGGAAGAUGGACAAGGUCCAGGGCCGCGAGUGGGACUCGGGCAAGAACGUGCCCAGCCACAGCAAUAGGAACGCGCAACAGCAACAACAACAACAACAACAACAACAACAGCAACAACAGCAACAACAGCAGCAGCAGCAGCCGGCAGCUAGGCAGCCGCCGCCGCAUGUGGCUGAGAAUCUGCCGUCGGCUGGGGUGGAGAGUACUACAGAGGGUACUACAGAGGGUACUACGGCGGAGGCUUCUGCGGCUGAUGGGUGGGGCGCGGGUGGCGAGUGGGGCGCGGGCGGUGUGUGGGGCGCGGGCGAUGAGGCUGCUGCGCCCGCGUCGCCGGAGUCUGGGAGAGGUGGACGGGGCGGACGGGGACGCGGGGGUGAUCGGGGCCGGGGUGGCUUUGAGCGAGGGCGCGGUGGCUUUGAGCGGGGUCGCGGUGGCUUUGAGGGAGGACGCGGUGGCUGGGAGAGAGGGCGCGGGGGAUCUGAGAGGGGACGUGGUGGAGGUGAGAGGGGACGUGGUGGGGGCGAGAGAGGGCGCGGCAGUGGCGAGCGCGGACGCGGUGGCGAUCGUGGACGCGGCGAGCGUGGUGGCCGUGGGCGCGGCGGUCGUGGCGGAGGACGUGGAGGAGCGAGUGGCGGCGGAGACUCUGCCGAUACCAAGGACGAAACGAAAACGGACGAGCCAAAGGAAGAGGCCAAAGCGGAGGAGACUGCUGUCGAACAGGUGCCACAGCCAACGGCAAUUUGA